GGCUGGGAGCUCCCCUUCCACUCCUCCGCGGGCCCCAGGGGACCGACAUGGCCCAGAAGAGUCCCCGCCCCGCCCUGGAGCCCGAGCACGUCCAGCGGCUGCUGCUCUCCAGCCGGGAGGCCAAGAAGUCCGCCUACUGCCCCUACAGUCGCUUCCCCGUGGGGGCCGCCCUCCUCACCGGGGACGGGAGGAUCUUCUCGGGGUGCAACAUAGAAAAUGCCUGCUACCCACUGGGCGUCUGUGCUGAACAAACCGCCAUCCAGAAGGCCAUCUCAGAAGGGUACAAAGAGUUCAGGGCAAUUGCUAUCUCCAGUGACUUGCGAGAUGAUUUUAUCUCCCCAUGUGGUGCCUGCCGGCAGGUCAUGAGAGAGUUUGGCACUGACUGGGCUGUCUACAUGACCAAGCCGGAUGGCACAUACAUUGUCAGGACAGUCCAGGAGCUGCUGCCUGCCUCCUUUGGGCCCGAGGACUUGCAGAAGAUCCAGUGAGGGAUGGGGAACACCCACCGCCUAGGAGACCCUGGGUUCCCACAUGUGCUUAAGGGGACACAGCCACCCAGAGAACUUCAUGAAGACGUACUCACAGACCUGAGGACGCCUGCCUAGUGGUCCCCAGCCCCACAGGCGCUGGGCAGAGAUGACUUUUCCAAAUCACACUCAAGCACUGGGGUUCCUACUGAAGUGAUACAGGGUUUCACUCCAGCCUGGGCCACCGUCCCUCCUUGCAACCCUCCUUGUCCUCCCUAGGACUCAGAGCACCCCAUCCCUCUCUUCCUUCCUGUGGGCCCUCUUUCAAAUUCCAGCCAAGUCUGUGCUAUCCUGCUUGGUUC
Molecule: messenger RNA, 829 nt
Organism: Kogia breviceps (pygmy sperm whale)
Lineage: Eukaryota; Metazoa; Chordata; Mammalia; Artiodactyla; Physeteridae
Gene: CDA
Product: cytidine deaminase
Cellular component (GO): cytosol
Molecular function (GO): zinc ion binding; cytidine deaminase activity
Source: RefSeq, a predicted model, not a curated record